AUGGAUUUGAGGAAUGGGGCAAUAAAGAGACGGGAAAAAUUAGUGAUAAUCGAUGGAAACGAUAAGAUAACCUGGAAACGUGAACAAAAUCAGCACAGCUCAGAUAUGUCUGUCUUGAACGAUCUCAACUACUCAACCUACAAAUCAAUGGAGAACACCGGCUCGAUAAGCCGACACACAGUAGAUGCAUCAAGUGCUUCAAUAUUCCAAAAUGAGCACAUUACAAGUUAUCAAAACUUAUUGCAACAAAGAGACUCAGCUGACACCGUGGGGUUACUGAACAGCCUCAAAGAUGACCUGAACCUGACAGACAUUCACUUAGACGAUCUGGAGGAUCUAGAUGACCCCUUGACUCAGAGUGUAUUAUCGAUGGUUAAUGCAGAGGUAACCGAACAGAUGCUUAGCUCGCCUGGCUCCGUAGAGGAUAUGUUUAGUCCCCCUCAGUCUGUCGAAAGUCUGGGCUCGGCAGCGAGUGAUCAGUCAUUGGGAGAAAGCUUUAGCUCAAGCUCCGAGGGAGGCUACAACAGUAGCGUCUCCGGCUCAUAUUCAGACAUUGCAAGCCUGGUGUCGUCCACGAACGAUACGGACCAUUUAUACCAGGAGUCGGGGUCCUAUUCCGGACAACUGGACGCAUUUAAUGGACAAUUUAAUCAGGGACAAAUCAAUUCUAAUUCAAAUGAGAACAAUAUGCUACCACCCCCUCCCUCAUAUCAGGAACAUAUCACUCAAUACAACCAAAGGCACUCGAUGACGUCGUCAUCACAAAUGAGGUGCGACCAAUGGUCUGGUGGCGACACCUGGGGACCGAUUGAUGAAACGAAAGUACCACUCGAUGAUGAAGGCAAUAAUAACAAAUAUGUCAAAGAGAUACUCAAAACUAUAUCAAGAACAGGGGGUCAGAUUCAAUUGUGGCAAUUCCUCUUAGAACUUCUAGGAACGGGUAACAACGAGGAUUGCAUAAUUUGGGAAAAUCAAAAUGGCGAGUUUCGAAUAGUCGACCCAGAUGAGAUUGCCCGAAAGUGGGGACUCCGUAAAAGAAAACCAAAUAUGAACUACGAUAAACUCAGUCGAGCCCUGAGGUAUUAUUACGAUAAAAUGAUCCUGACGAAAGUACAUGGCAAAAGAUACACUUACAGAUUCAAUUUUAGAGUAAUCCUCGAAGGAAAGAGGCAUACUUGGGAGGUGCCAUACAAUUUUAACAUCAAGGCGCAUACUCUUUCCCAUCUCGGUGGAAAGCCAUGUGAUUGGGCGAAAUAUAGCAACGUGUUGCACAAAUGUAGGGUAAUCGUUUGACUCUGCUGGUGACGCCAUGAUUUCUAUGUCACGUUUCGUUACGUCAUGAUGUACCUCAUAGUGUUAUUUAAGAUAUUAUUACUGUAUGACAGAUUUCUUCCAUUUUCAAACACUAACCUCUAAAUCAAUUAUUUUCCAAAAUAUUUCAUUAAGAUCUCCAGGGGCCCGAUUCUCGAAAAUAUCAAUAUUCCUGAAUUUUAGAUGUCACAUGAUGUUACUAUGACAACACUUGACAAAGCAUUUAGAUUCUACCAAUCAUGAUUUCAUUCUGAUAUUUUCGGGAAGCAAGCCCCAUGAUAACGUUCAUAAUGCAUGCAUGCAAUAUUUGUUGUUCGCGAUAAUGCACGAUAAAGCUGGCAAUUUUUGGUAAUGCACGGCUAAAGAUGGUGAUGGUUUGUGACUUCUACUUCUUUGUAGAAAAACUGCUGUAACUGAUUGCUUGUUAUGUAUUAUUUAUGAUUUUGCUCAACUAAAAUGGGGUCCAUGCUUCACAAUAAGUAAAAACAUUACAUUUCAUCAAAAUAGUAUUAUCUUUGAGAGAAAUAUAUAUAUUAUUGUAGAUGUUGCAUUUAUGGAGAAUAUAUUUCAAAUCAGUAUAUACCUUUUUGGUCUUGCAUCGAGUCGUUGUUACUCCACCAUUUCUCAAUAUCACAAAAUAGUGAUAGAGAAUUUAGGGGUAGAGUAUCAGUGACCCGAUGCAAGAAAACUAGAAACUGAACCCUGGAUCGGUAAAUUAACGUCGUUCAUCCUUGAGCUGCUGGCCAGUUUAACUCACUCUCAUAGGAGUGACGUACAAUUAGUCUUGUAACGUAUAGAGCCACUGUGCCCCCCUCUACUCGAUUUCUACCUGCUGCUGGACGAAUUUAAAGUGUGGGAGGCCGCGGAGACUGUAAUGUAGAGACUGUAGGU
Molecule: messenger RNA, 2202 nt
Organism: Owenia fusiformis
Lineage: Eukaryota; Metazoa; Annelida; Polychaeta; Sabellida; Oweniidae
Source: the annotation of a GenBank genome assembly